Diuraphis noxia (Russian wheat aphid) is the source of this 919-nucleotide messenger RNA. RefSeq names its product neuropeptide CCHamide-1 receptor-like. Gene Ontology annotation, molecular function: neuropeptide receptor activity. The record is from RefSeq and is a predicted model, not a curated record. Gene Ontology annotation, cellular component: plasma membrane. Gene Ontology annotation, biological process: G protein-coupled receptor signaling pathway. NCBI's taxonomy places the organism in Eukaryota, Metazoa, Arthropoda, Insecta, Hemiptera, Aphididae.
AUGGACGGCGGUAGCAGUGUCGUUAACGACACGUCUAACAGCACGAUACCCGUCGACGAAUACGACUACUCGGAGCGACCGGAAACGUACAUCGUUCCAGUACUGUUCGCGUUCAUAUUUUUCGUGGGAACGGUAGGAAACGGAUCUCUAGUGUUAAUAUUCAUCCGGCACAGGCAUAUGAUCAACGUGCCRAACAUAUACAUUCUCAGUCUGGCACUGGGCGAUCUGCUAGUCUUGUUGAGCUGCAUACCGUUCACGUCCACUGUAUACACGAUUGGUUUAUCAAAACUUCAAAGUAGAAUAAAAAAGCACUUGCUGUUGACUGUUGUUGGUUUCGGGCAGAUGCGGCAAGUCCGGGCCCGGAAGAAAGUGGCCAAGACUGUGCUGGCUUUCGUGCUGGUGUUCGCCGUGUGCUUCUUGCCCUAUCACGUGUUUAUGUURUGGUUCUACCUGAACCCCAAGUCCCAGGACGAUUACAACAUAUUCUGGCAUGUGUUGCGCAUCGCCGGCUUCUGUCUGUGCUACAGCAACUCGUGCAUUAAUCCCAUCGCCCUCUACCUGGUCAGUGGCACGUUCCGCAAGCACUUCGACCGGCAGCUGUUCUGGUGGAUCGUCAAGCCCCAGGGCGGCACGGUCACCGAGUCCAAGAACGGAUACAUGCGCCGGAAGAAUGGUACCCGGGAGAAAGACCGGAUCACCAUCAACGAUUCGACUACCAUAGGCAACGUGCAGAUGAGCACGUUCGCAAAACGAGCCGGUGACACUAACCACACCACUACCACGGCCACCACGACUACGGUACUCAUAUGUACAGGACUCAACGACGCCAACACCAUCAUAUAGCUAAUCACGAAGACAUCAAGCAAAAGCGAAAUUGAUCAGACACUACCUUUAACGGUUCAUACCUACCCGAUUGGCC